AUGGCAUUCAAAAAGGAAAAGCUCUUCGUCCGCAAAAUCGAAGAGAAAGCUCGCCUAACCCCCACCGGCAUCUUCGCGCGCGUCCCGUGCGACAACUGGGAGACGAACGGCUACCGCUCCAUCACCUGGAAGCAGUACAACGACGGCAUCAAUAAGAUUGCACACUGGCUGGAUGAGACGCUCGGCAAGUCGGCCGACAAUGCUACCGUGUCGUACUUCGGGGCCAACGACAUCCGCUAUGCGUUUGUUUUUGCUGCCCUGAACAAGUCGAACCGUAAGCUGCUCACCCCUGACGGCCGCCUCAUGAAAGGUGCGCUGCACGGCCUCCUGGCCGAAUCCAGCUGCAAAGCAUGGCUGUACACCGAGGAUGAGAUUGCCGCCCAAACCCCGUUCGGUCUGGAAGAAACCGGCGUCGCGCAACACGCCUUCCCAUCGCUGGAGUGGUGUCUCGCCGCCGAGGAUACCCCGCCGUACCCAUACACCAAGACCUACGAGGAGCACAAGUGGGAAGAAAUCCUCAUCAUCCACACCUCCGGGACAACCGGCCCGCCCAAGCCCAUUUACAUGAACAACGGCUUCUGGGCAGCGGCCUGCGCGUCGCCGCAGCUGUCCAAGCGGAACUGGCCGAGGGCUAUUGGGUCCGAGGAACUCUACGGCAGGAGCUUGAUAUUGGCCUGCCCGAUGCGAUGGAACUCGGGGCUCAUUCUGACCAACGCUUUCGGCGUCUUUGCGAACACCUGCUGCGUGCUGCCCCCGCCCGACGCGGUGGGUCUGCCGCCCGCCGUGUUCGACAAGCUCACCGAGCUCAACUUGGUGGAAGGGCUCGUGGCGACGCCUUUUACCGUUGCCGAGCUGUUUAACGACGCCACCACCCGCCCGACGCUCCAGGCCCUCGACUUCGUCACGUACCUCGGCGCGCGGCUGGACAAGACCGUCGGCGACGCGCUGGUGCAACACACGCGCCUGGGGUCCGUCAUCGGCGCCACCGAAACCGGCGGGCGGUUCUCGUUCCUGCCGCGGGACAAGAAGUUCUGGCACACGUUCGACUUCAUCCCCGAGGCGCAUGUGCGGCUCGUCCCGAUUAGCAAGUCGGAGCUGCCGACGAGCGCGACCGAGGAUGGCGAUGUGCACCGCAUGUUUAUUGAUCGGCCAGAGGGCGAGGCCAGGGAGGACAUGUGUGCCUUCUGGAACGUGAGAAUGUUUGAGCAUGCCGAUACGAUUGACACCAAGGAGCUGUGGCGGCCGGUCGACUGUGACGGGGAGAUGCGGUGGGAGUUCUUUGCGCGGGCCGACGACUCCGUUAAGCUUUUCGGCGGGGUCUCCUUCGACGCGGCCGAGUUCGAGACGCCGAUUGCAAGACACCUCGGCGUCCGGGUCUCGUUCGUCGGGGGUGCCGGACGACCGGCGCCAUUUGUGAUUCUAGACAUGUACGAAGAUGCGGUGCGUGGACGGAACCAAGGGGACGUCGCAAGGGAGGUCUGGGAAACAGUCAUCGAGCCGUUGAACCGUCAGGUCGUCAAGGAGAUCCGGAUUCCGGUGGAGACGGUCAUGGUGACUGUGGAGGGGCGGCCGUUGCCGUUGGGCAUGAAGCAGCUUGUGCUGCGGACGCGGGCGGAGGAGGAGUACAAGGCCGAAAUCGAGGCGGCCUAUGCGAGGUUGAACAAGGGGCAAGAUAGUCGGGAGAAGUUUGCCGCAUUUAUGAAGUAA
Messenger RNA from Colletotrichum graminicola M1.001, 1707 nucleotides. RefSeq lists its product as uncharacterized. The transcript has 2 exons. The coding region runs from base 1 to 1707 and encodes 568 amino acids. The record is from RefSeq and is a predicted model, not a curated record. NCBI's taxonomy places the organism in Eukaryota, Fungi, Ascomycota, Sordariomycetes, Glomerellales, Glomerellaceae.